AUGAUUGAUAAGGGUCACAUGGAGAAGAUCCCUAUUUAUGAUGCGAAUGACGGUUGGUACAUUCCACAUCACAGAGUGUACAAUAGCAUGAAACCUGGAAAGAUUCGGGUCGUCUUCGACUGUAGUGCGCAAUCCAAAGGUGCUUCACUAAAUGAUCAUCUCCUAAAGGGACCCGAUCUCACUAAUACCAUGACGGGAGUGCUGUUUAGGAAAGAACACAUUGCAAUCCAAUGUGAUGUGGAAGGGAUGUUUCAUCAGUUCCAUGUGAAUGAGGAGCACAGGAAGUACGUACAAUUACUCUGGUGGGAUGAUGAUAAUACUGAUUGCGAGCCAAGUGAUUACAGAAUGACUGUUCAUCUCUUUGGCGCGACCUCAUCGCCUGGUUGUGCUAACUUUGCCUUCAGACAAUUGGCUACAGACUACGAACAUUGUCAUGGAGCAAUAGCAGUGGACUUUGUGCGAAACAGUUUCUAUGUCGACGAUGGGCUGACAUCAGUGGCGACUGUUGACGAAGCAGUAAACCUCAUAAAGAAAAGCAAAGAUCUGUGUGAGGAAGGAGCUCUGAAUCUGCAUAAGUUUGCGUCAAAUUCGAAAGAAGUUCUCAUGUCGAUUCCACCCGAGGACUGUGCGAAAGGGAUCAGCGAUGUUGACAUAAUGUGCGAUUCCCUACCUGUAGAAAGAACUCUUGGAGUCAACUGGUGUAUUGUAUCAGACACAUUUGGCUUCAGAAUCCAUUUAAAGGACCAACCCUUUGUGCGAAGAGGCAUACUGUCUACAAUAAACUCUAUAUAUGACCCUCUUGGAUUUAUUGCCCCGGUGCUUCUGUUAGGGAAACAGAUUCUCCAGGAAACUUGCAAGGAUCAACUCGACUGGGACGAACCUCUACCCGAUGACAUUCGAGCGAAGUGGGAGAAAUGGAGAUGUCAGUUGUGGCAACUAGAUGACCUACAGGUUUCAAGAUGCUUCAAACCUCCUGACUUUACAAAUGUGAAAUGUGUUGAACUGCACCAUUUUGCAGAUGCAAGCAACUCUGGCUAUGGGCAAUCUUCAUACUUGAGCUUCAUUGACGAAGCAAACCAUGUGCACUGUGCAUUUGUGAUGGGAAAGGCUAGAAUAGCUCCAUUAAAAUCUGUGACAAUUCCUCGGCUUGAGUUAACAGCAGCCGUGGUAUCCGUGAGAGUGAGUGAGUUUCUGCAAAGAGAACUGCAAUACGAGAAUAUCACAGAGUACUUUUGGACAGACAGUAAAAUCGUACUGGGCUACAUAGCCAAUGACUCAAAACGGUUUCACAUAUUCGUAGCCAAUCGUGUGCAGUACAUAAGAGAACACACACAGCCAUCUCAGUGGAGACAUGUGCAGAGUUCGAACAAUCCUGCAGACGUGGCAUCACGUGGAAUAAAUGUCUCAGACUUGUCUGAGUCCAUGUGGUUGACAGGACCAGAAUUUCUUUGGAAGGAAAGCCUUCCUUCAAAUGACUGUAAUGACGAAACACAAAUCUCAGCAGACGAUCCAGAAAUACGAAAGGUUAAGGUACAUGUUGUAACCAAGACAGCAGAGACAUUCGACCUUGGACGCAUAGAGCACAUCUCUAAGUGGAACAGGGCAAAGAAAGCCAUUGCUAUCUGUCUCAAGCUCAAGGCAAAGUUGUUAAAUAAACUGUCCCAGUGCAACAAGGGUGUUGGCGUGAAUAGAAGCUUACUGGAUGAUAUUGAUGUCAGUGAUCUUCAGAGAGCAGAGCUUAAAAUCAUAAAGCUAGUACAACGUGAAUCAUUUGAGAAUGAAUUCACCAUAUUGAAACCGAAGAAAGAGCUUGAUGAUCAGGAAAGGCCUGUUAUGCGUGAUGACAGAAAGUUGCUCAAGGACCAAAAGAAGUUCCUGAAAGCUUCCACAAAUCUCAGUAGAUUGGAUCCCUACAUUGACAGCGAUGGUGUACUGCGUGUUGGUGGACGGAUCAAAAACUCUAACUUGUCCUUCAGCUUUAAACAUCCAGUCAUUCUCCCGAGAAAGCACCAUGUGACCGACAUGAUUGUCAGACACUUCCACGAGAAGCUUGGGCACCAAGGAAGGGGAAUGACAGUGAAUGAAAUACGAUCCAAUGGACUGUGGAUCAUUGGCUGUUCUUCAGAUGUGUCUCACCUUAUCUCUAAGUGCGGUAUGUGUAGAAAACUGAGGAGCUCGACACUUGACCAGAAAAUGGCAGACUUACCCGAGGAUAGGAUGCAGGAAGCUCCACCGUUUACCUAUUGUGGGGUUGAUAUGUUUGGACCUUUUCUUGUGAAGGAAGGCCGCAAGGGGGUAAAGAGGUAUGGGGCUCUCUUCACCUGUUUGGGUUGUCGUGCUAUUCACAUCGAAACUACUAACUCUAUGUCCACAGAUUCUUUCAUAAAUGCGCUGAGACGUUUCAUCACGGUGCGUGGCCCGAUACGGCAACUCAGAUCAGACCAGGGUACAAAUUUCGUAGGAGCACAGAACGAGUUACACGGAAUUGACUCUAAACGAGUAAGUGACUUUCUCCAUCAACAGAAUUGUGACUAUUUCUCCUUUGUGAUGAAUGUACCUUCUGCCAGCCAUAUGGGAGGAGUAUGGAAGAGGCAGAUUAGAACAGUCAGAUCAGUAAUUUCAUCUCUCAUGAACCAAGCUAGUGAACAACUUGAUGAUGAGGGUUUACGGACCCUCAUGUGCGAACGCUGGAAGAGAGAAUACAUUCAGACAUUGCAAGUACGACAGAAGUGGAAGCGCCCUAGAAGAGUGGCGCAAGUCGGCGACAUUGUUCUUCUGAAGGAUGAUAAUCUUCCCCGGAACCUCUGGAGACUCUGCAGGAUCUAUGAGGUUUAUAAGAGUAAGGAUAACCUUGUGCGCAAGGUUAAGAUAGCAAUCGGUGACCCAUCACUGUCUCAUGACGGAAAACGCAUGAACACUGUGACAUAUCUAGAGCGGCCAAUUCACAAAUUGAUUCUUUUGCUUGAAUCCGAACUUGAAGUUCCCAAGAACUGUGAUGUUUGA
This is a messenger RNA of Haliotis rubra (blacklip abalone), 3003 nucleotides long. RefSeq lists its product as uncharacterized. Gene Ontology annotation, molecular function: nucleic acid binding. The coding region runs from base 1 to 3003 and encodes 1000 amino acids. The transcript has 2 exons. The record is from RefSeq and is a predicted model, not a curated record. NCBI's taxonomy places the organism in Eukaryota, Metazoa, Mollusca, Gastropoda, Lepetellida, Haliotidae.